This is a messenger RNA of Alligator mississippiensis (American alligator), 510 nucleotides long. Its product is annotated as cytochrome c oxidase subunit 6B2. The transcript is spliced from 4 exons. NCBI's taxonomy places the organism in Eukaryota, Metazoa, Chordata, Crocodylia, Alligatoridae. The coding region runs from base 20 to 379 and encodes 119 amino acids. Gene Ontology annotation, cellular component: respiratory chain complex IV; mitochondrion. The record is from RefSeq and is a predicted model, not a curated record.
CAGAAAGCUGUGGGAAACCAUGGAUCCCCUGUGUGGGGGCUGGGGCAGCUGCUCGGGCAUGGAGAGACGCCAUCAGGACGUCAUGGGGGUCUGGGAAUUCCCAAUGGUUGGGCACAGUGAGAUGCGGCCCCCAGCGGGGCCCCAGGGCAGCUACCUGACAGCGCCCUUCGACCCCCGCUUCCCCAACACCAACCAGACCCGCAACUGCUACCAGAACUACCUGGACUAUCAUCGCUGCAUGAAGGUCCUGACAGCAAGGGGCAGGGACACCAAACCGUGCCUGUGGUAUUACCGUGUCUUCACGUCGCUGUGCCCCUUAUCCUGGGUUCAGCACUGGGAUGAACAACAGGAAAAAGGGAGCUUCGCUGGCAAGAUCUAAACCCCAAUGUGCCUACCUGAGGGGCAGAAUAGUUGGCCAUCAGCCUUGUGUGUCCUUCUCUUUGUCCUACCCUUCCAACACAGCCCUCAGUCUCUCUCAGUGGGCUUGCAAUAAACCCUUGUUGCAUUUCA